Messenger RNA from Cooperia oncophora, 642 nucleotides. Lineage: Eukaryota; Metazoa; Nematoda; Chromadorea; Rhabditida; Trichostrongylidae. The record is from the annotation of a GenBank genome assembly.
AUGCCUGUGGUUCAGCUGUUCUGUUUGUUCACCACAGUUGCUCUAUUCAUGGAUUUUGUCUAUCAGCUGACCUUUUUCUCGGCCAUGAUGAGCUUCAUCGUUCGACGUCAGAUCAGGCUAGAUGAGAAAGCUAAAGAGCGAAAAAUUCAGGACGGAAACCCAUCAAUGAAUUCAAUAGGUGACAGUACAAAAGCGAAAUUCGGUGAAACGAUGGUAAGCACUUACCUGGCCACUGAAGUGAGCACCGACUUUAACAUGGAAAAUCUCUAUCUGGAAGGAUCACCUCUUACGGACAUUUCGAGGCAAAUGCAGGAUUUCGUUCUUCGUGAAUCGUUCGUCGUGAGCUUUGCCGUGAAGCCAAUGCCCGAUUUUUCUGACGAAAGGACUCGAGAGCGUUUCAACGAAAUGGUCACAAAACUGGAGACUCUUCCAAAGUACGGCUGGGGACCAGAAGCGACUGUCUUUUGGCUCAGAGACUACAAUACAACAAUUCAAUUCUGGGAGGAGGAAGAAGACCACUGGUCACCAGAGGUUCUCCUAAAGAAUUAUCGUGAUAUGGAAGAUGGAAAGAAAAAUACAUUGCUUCACCAAAUUUCCGCGGCCUCCGAUGUCCAAUGUCCUAAAAAAGCCAGCACAGUCUAG